This is a messenger RNA of Oppia nitens, 2250 nucleotides long. RefSeq names its product peroxidase-like. The record is from RefSeq and is a predicted model, not a curated record. NCBI's taxonomy places the organism in Eukaryota, Metazoa, Arthropoda, Arachnida, Sarcoptiformes, Oppiidae. Gene Ontology annotation, biological process: response to oxidative stress. The transcript has 9 exons. Bases 1 to 2250 code for a protein of 749 amino acids. Gene Ontology annotation, molecular function: heme binding; peroxidase activity.
AUGUCAGCCAAUGCGGUAACAUAUCUGCCAUUGGAAAGCAAAGACUCGUAUGGAUACCAACAGUCCUCAGAGUGCGCCCUAAUAUUGCAGAGGACUUACGCUGCCGACGGCAAACGUACCAAAAAUCACGCCCCUAUUUAUGGGGGAUUUUUUGAGCUUUUUAAAGGCGAAGGAAAUCUUUACGAUGGAGACUACGGGGACAACCAGUACGAUGAGGUCUGUAUCAGGUAUUCUGAUGUAAAUGCGGUCAUCAGGUCAGCCAUGAAUCGGCUCAACUAUAAGCGGCCCAACGGUAUCGAUAGUCUGGAGCCGGCGCCCGAUAUGAUUGGCGAGACGUCCGAAGUGUCACUACUGGCCACACAUAUGUUGGCCGAUAAAUUUGAUUUAACUCACGACGAGAUACUAAACGGUUUGCCACUAAUAGAUAUGUCGCGAACCAUAUACUGGAAUCACUGUCCACUUCAUGUAAAACCAAUUCCCUGUGCUAUUAGCCGAUACCGGACUUAUACGGCUCACUGUAAUAAUCUAAAGAACCCGAGUUGGGGCGCAUCCAACACACCGUUUGUCCGAUAUUUACCGCCCGUCUAUGCCGACGGUAUUGAAGCCGAUCGUAUCAGUGUUAUAAAAGGGGCCAAAUUGCCAAACCCGCGACUGGUGUCGGCCGUAGUCCAUAAAGAUCAUGACCAGCCGUCGCCCGAACUAACCAUUCUAAUCAUGAGUUGGGGCCAAUUCAUCGACCACGACGUUGCACUGGCGGCACCUCCUAGAAUGUUUCCCGACGGCAAAGAAGCCGAUUUUGAUUGCUGUAAAAUGCCUGUCAAUGAGAGACACCCGCUGUGCAAACCGUUUGAAUUAGCCGACGACGACCCGCUCUAUGGAGAGGUCGGCCAAAAAUGUCACGAUUUUAAACGAUCGGUUGCCGGCCAUCGACCCAACUGUGCAUUAGGUCCACGGGUACAUGUAAACACACUGACCGCCCCCAUUGAUGCCAAUUUUGUUUACGGCUCAACUGAGGCCGUGGCUCUCAGGCUCAGGGCUUUCAAAGGAGGUCUGAUGCGAGUCUGGGAUCGUUUCCGUGAAUACGGUCUGAAACCAUUGUUACCGCCGGAAACCGAAAACCCUGAGCUGGACUGUGCCGGUCGUCCUCGACAUCUGUUCUGUUUCAUUGCCGGAGACGUUAGGGUUAACGAACAAAUUCAUUUGACAGUAUUGCACACCUUCUACGUCCGCGACCACAACCGUAUAGCCGUACAGUUGGCCAAAAUGAACCCUCACUGGGACGACGAAAAAAUAUAUCAGGAAACCAGACAUAUUGUGGCCGCUUCGGUACAACACAUCACUCUUAACGAAUUAUUGCCGCUACUGAUUGGCGAAGAGUUGGUCCAUCGGUACAAUCUGACCGAAGAAAAGGAUGGCUACUGGAAUGGCUACGAUCCUAACGUUCAUACGGCACCGGCACAGGGAUUCACUACCGCUGCCUUCCGAUUUGGACACACCUUUAUUCAAGGACUUGUCAGACGUUACAACAAAUAUCACGAGUUUCUCGGCGACCAUCAUCUGAGACAUCUACUGAAACAACCGUUUAUUGUCUACGAACCGGGAAAGCUGGACGAACUGGCGUUGGGUAUGAUCAACACACCGGCCCAGGACUACGACCCGUUCAUUACUGUGGAAGUGUCCGGACAUCUCUUUCAAGGACCCGAUGGAAAGGUUGGUAUGGAUUUGCCAGCAAUCAAUUUGGCCCGUGCCCGGGAACAAGGCGUUCCUGGUUAUAAUAUAUACCGCGAGUGGUGUGGCCUACCGCGGGCCGAAACAUUUGACGAUCUGGAGCCGUGGCUCAACAACGACACUGCCUUUCAUUACUCGAAACUCUACGCACAUCCGGACGACAUUGAUCUGUGGAGCGGCGGUAUAUCUGAGCGCCGAUUGCCCGGCGCUAUGAUUGGACCCACUUUUGCCUGUAUUGUUGCCCGAAAUUUUGCAAACAUCAGACGCGGCGAUCGAUUCUGGUUUGAAAACUCCGGGUUUCCGUCGGCCUUCACACCGGAACAGUUGCAUCAGAUCAAGAAGUAUACUCAGGCAAAGAUUAUCUGCGAAAACGGCGACGAUAUACCAAACAUUCAGAUGUGGGUUCUUCGCAAAGCACAUCCUAUUUUCAAUCCGAGGGUCAGGUGCGAGGAUCUGCCCGAUAUAGACCUGAGCUAUUGGCAGGAAGACUCCAUCAAUGGUGGCUAUCCAUUGAAAAAGUGA